Messenger RNA from Vitis vinifera (wine grape), 1620 nucleotides. Its product is annotated as transcription factor MYB17. The record is from RefSeq and is a predicted model, not a curated record. Bases 559 to 1449 code for a protein of 296 amino acids. The transcript has 3 exons. NCBI's taxonomy places the organism in Eukaryota, Viridiplantae, Streptophyta, Magnoliopsida, Vitales, Vitaceae.
CCAUGAUCUCUACACCUACACUUUUCAUAAAACCCUAACUUGUUCUUAAAGAAACCCUCGUUCCGCUCCUUAAUCCCAUAGUAGUAGGACGAUCGAUGCUUAUCCUCUUGUCUGCUUCCCCAUAACCCAGAAAAUUCAGAAAGAAAAAUGCUUAAUCAAAAGUAUUUUAUAGCUUAUGCAUAUAUAGAUAUAUAGAUGUAUUGUCCCCGUAACCAAACGGAAACAAGGCGUUCCAGUUCUAGUUCCACUUCCACCGACUCAUCUUUCGCCAUCUCUGGUGUUCAUCACUGCUUUGAAACCAUGCAGUUCGAAAGUACAAUUGAUGAAGUAAAUGCAAGCCAGAGCCCUGGUCUUCAGUAAUAGCUUCGACUUGUGCACAUUUGAGAUCAGAAGCAUUUACAUCUUUCAUAUUCCAGUAUUCCACUGAUCUGCCUUAUUAAUCGAUUCGCCGCUCAAUUCUUACGCUUCUCUCUCUUUCUCUCUUUUCUUCUUCUCUGGGUCUAUAGCUCUUCAUGGGUGGGUCGUUUAUGGUGACCGUGUGAAUGAGGAAAGGGCAAAAUGGGAAGAAAACCUUGCUGCGAUAAGCAUGGAGUGAAGAGAGGAGCUUGGACUCCCGAGGAAGAUGAGAUCUUGAUUGAUUACAUAAAAAAAAACGGUCAUGGAAGAUGGCGGUCUCUCCCCAAGCACGCAGGUCUGCUUCGAUGUGGAAAGAGCUGUCGGCUGCGGUGGACGAACUAUCUUCGCCCAGACAUUAAGCGGGGGCCCUUUACUCCGGAAGAAGAGACUGCCAUCAUCCAGCUCCACAGCAUGCUGGGUAACAGGUGGGCUGCAAUCGCUUCAAAAAUACCUGGUAGAACGGACAAUGAGAUCAAGAACUUCUGGAACACCCAUCUAAAGAAGCGCCUCCUGGGCAACCACCAAAACCAGCAGACCCAGUGGUCCUCUGUUUUGGAGCCAAGCAAUGCGCAAUCCAAGUCCCCUUCAACCCGGCACAUGGCUCAGUGGGAGAGCGCUAGGGUUGAGGCAGAAGCUCGGCUGUCAAUGGAAUCGUUACUACUGAGGCCAGCAUCAAUGAGUAAAAAUGACUCUGAUUACUUCCUCAGGAUAUGGAAUUCUGAAGUUGGAGACUCAUUCAGAAAGAAGAAUGGACAAUAUGGAGUAGCAUGUCAAAGCCCCAUUUCCUCACUGUCCACAAAAUUCAGGUCAGGUUCAAGCCUCACAAUGCAGAGAGGACCAGCAGGGACCAGCACAUCUACAUCAACUACCAUAACCAGUAAACAAAAAAACAUGGAGCCCAAGAGCCACACUGCAUAUGCACAAGACAUGAUGACCGGUUCAGACGACUCAAGCUCUUAUGAAUUGGGUUAUUCUUCAGACAUCUCAUUCAGACUGCUGCUAGAUUUUCAAGGGGACAACGACAUGGGAUUCCUACAAGGACUUGCUGGAUGAUCAUCAUUUGUCCGGUCAUGUGUUUUGUGGAGUUCAAGCAUAUUUUGGUUCCUGGUUUUCCUACUUGUAUUCAGCCAAGCAGGUUUCCUCAUAUUCAUCUGUAAUGGUCUGUUUGAUUGCUAAGAAGAGAAAGGGAAAGAAAUGGAAAUUUAGGGUAAAAGGUUGGAGUCC